Messenger RNA from Gracilinanus agilis (Agile Gracile Mouse Opossum), 2902 nucleotides. RefSeq names its product ESF1 nucleolar pre-rRNA processing protein homolog (gene ESF1). Gene Ontology annotation, cellular component: nucleus. The transcript has 14 exons. Gene Ontology annotation, molecular function: RNA binding. Lineage: Eukaryota; Metazoa; Chordata; Mammalia; Didelphimorphia; Didelphidae. The coding region runs from base 127 to 2592 and encodes 821 amino acids. Gene Ontology annotation, biological process: rRNA processing. The record is from RefSeq and is a predicted model, not a curated record.
CCCAGAUCGCUUACCGUAGCUCCAGAGCUUGGCGCAAAGGGUUCUGGAGCUGAGUUUCUCCACGUGAGGCUGUGAGGGUGUUUUUGAGAGUUUAUUUAGAUUUGAGGUCAACAAAGAAGCUUUAAAAUGGCAUCAAAAGAAGAAAUUAUGAGUGAUGAGCGGUUUCGAAGAGUUACAAUGGAUCCUAGAUUUUGGGAAAUGCCAGAAAAGGACCGAAAAAUUAAGAUUGAUAAAAGAUUUCAAGCAAUGUUUCAUGAAAAAAAGUUCAAGUUGAAAUAUUCUGUGGAUAAAAGAGGACGUCCCAUAAAUCAUAGUAGUACAGAGGAUUUAAAACGUUACUAUGACUUAUCAGAUUCAGAUUCUGCUCUCUCAGAUAAAGAUGAAGCAUCACACACAAAAAAAACAAAGAAAAGUACUCAGAAAACUAAAAAAGGAAAUUCAAAAGAAUUAUUGGUUGAUGAUAAGGGAAAAAACAAAACUGUUGAGCAAAAGAAAGGCUUUGGAAGUGGAAAAAAGCCAGAUGAUUAUGAAAAUACUUGGAAAACACAGUUUUCAAAUAGAACUAAGAAAAUUAAUGCAAAAAAUAAUCUGCAAAAAGAUGAAAAAGAAUCGACAAAUAAAGACAUAAAGAAUCAAAAAGAUACCUUCCUAUUUAGUACAGAUACAUCAUCCAGAGGAAAACUAAAGAUAACAGAAUUGGACACUAAUGAAAUUGUGAAAUCUUCCAAGGUGACGUCUCCUAAAGAGGAAGAGAAAUAUGAUUCAGAUACCAGUGAAUUUGAUGAAGAUGAAUUAGAGGAAGAUACUGAAGAUGAUAGUAAAACGGAAGAUGAUGAAAAAUCAGAAGAUAGAAGUGUAGGAGAUGAUGAGGAAACCUCAGAAUAUGAGGAUGAAGAUAAUGAUGAAAGUGACAGCGGCCCUGAUUUAGCUAGAGGAAAAGGAAAUAUUGAAACUAGUUCAGAAGAUGAAGAAGAUGAUAUGACUGAAUUUUUUCCAAAGGAACCUAGUUUUGAGCAUGCAUGGAGAGAAUUAGAUAAAGAUGCCCCUCGGGCAGAUGAGAUUACACAUCGAUUAGCAGUUUGCAACAUGGACUGGGAUAGAUUAAAGGCAAAAGACUUGCUGGCUCUUUUCAAUUCAUUUAAGCCUAAAGGUGGUGUGAUAUUUUCUGUGAAGAUCUAUCCUUCAGAAUUUGGGAAGGAGAGAAUGAAGGAAGAACGUGUUCAAGGUCCUAAAGAAUUACAAAGUAUUCCUGAGAAUGCUACUGAAAAAGACUGGACCUCUAGAGAAAAGUUAAGAGAUUAUCAAUUCAAGAGACUAAAAUAUUUUUAUGCAGUAGUAGACUGUGAUUCUCCAGAAACAGCCAGUAAAAUUUAUGAAGACUGCGAUGGACUGGAAUUUGAAAGUAGCUGUUCCUUUGUAGAUCUAAGGUUUAUUCCAGAUGAUAUUACAUUUGAUGAGGAGCCAAAAGAUUCAGCCUUAGAAGUGGAUUUAACAACAUAUAAACCCAAAUAUUUCACAUCUGCAGCAAUGGGAACAUCAACGGUAGAAAUCACCUGGGAUGAGACUGAUCAUGAAAGGAUUAAAACAUUAAACAGAAAUUUUAAAAAAGAUGAACUUCUUGACAUGGAUUUUCAAGCCUAUUUAGCAUCCUCCAGUGAUGAUGAAGAGGAACCAGAAGAAGAGCAAAAAGGUGAUAAUGGAAUCAGUGUGUCAGAAGAUGUAAAAUCUAAAAAGAGUCAAAAGGAUGAUGAUGAACAAAUUAUCAAGUAUAGGCAACUUUUGCAGCUUGUUCAAGAAAAAGAAAAGAAAUGCAAAGACAAUGACAUGGAAAUGGAAAUUAAAUGGGUUCCAGGUCUUAAAGAAAGUGCUGAAGAGAUGGUCAAAAACAAGUUGGAAGGAAAAGAUAAACUAACUCCUUGGGAACAAUUUUUAGAGAAGAAGAAAGAAAAAAAAAAGUUGAAAAAAAAGCAGAAGGUGCUUCAAUCUGUUACUGAAGAAGAGACCAGUGAAGAUGAGCUUCCAUCUGAUGUUGACUUGAAUGAUCCUUAUUUUGCUGAAGAAGUUGGAAAAAUAGGUACAAAGAAAAAAUCCAAAAAAAUCUCCAAGGAUGAAAAGACUCCAGAAGAAGAAAUUGAGAUGGAAAGACAAAAUGCUGAAAUGGCUUUGCUUGUGAUGGAUGAUGAAGAGGAUGGCAGGAAACACUUCAAUUACAACAAGAUUGUAGAGCAACAGAACCUGAGUAAAAAGAAGAAGAAAAAACUUAUGAAAAAGAAGGAACUAUUGGAGGAUGACUUUGAGGUUGAUGUUUCAGAUACUCGAUUCCAAGCAAUGUAUACUUCCCACUUGUUCAAUUUAGAUCCUUCUGAUCCUAAUUUCAAGAAAACAAAAGCUGUAGAAAAAAUCCUAGAGGAGAAGGCUCGGCAGAGAGAACAAAAGGAACAAGAACUUACAAAGGCAAUAAAGAGAAAAGAAAAUGACCUGCAAAAGGGAACAGCAAAGAAAUCCAUAGAUCCUGCUUUGUCAAUGCUAAUUAAAUCUGUCAAAAACAAAACACAGGAGUAUCAAGCAAGGAAAAAACAGAAAAUCAAAUAACUUGUUUUAUUUUGGUACAUCCUAAAUGCAUUCUUCCAAAUUGAAAGAAUGAAUUAUCUUAUGACUAAAGCUCCUUCUGGCAUAGAAAUUAAACUGCUGAUUGUUUUGAUAUUUUUCUCCAUGAAUAAAUCAAAGGAACAUAGAUUUAGAGCUGGAAUGAGUCAUAGAGGCCAAUCUCUUCAUUUUACAGAUGAGGAAAUUGAAACUUAGAGAUGUUAGUAAGUAACAGAGCCAGGAGUUGAACCCUUUCUCUCUAAAUCCAGUGUACUUUCCAAUAUACCAUUUGCCUAUAGGUUUUUUAUCUUCAUAC